Molecule: messenger RNA, 2385 nt
Organism: Capsicum annuum
Lineage: Eukaryota; Viridiplantae; Streptophyta; Magnoliopsida; Solanales; Solanaceae
Product: probable inactive ATP-dependent zinc metalloprotease FTSHI 3, chloroplastic
Exons: 4
Coding region: 245-2170 (641 amino acids)
Biological process (GO): proteolysis
Cellular component (GO): chloroplast thylakoid; membrane
Molecular function (GO): ATP hydrolysis activity; metalloendopeptidase activity; ATP binding
Source: RefSeq, a predicted model, not a curated record
AAAAUCCCAGAUUUUGACUCAUCUUACCCUCUCAUCCUCUCUAGUAUUUUGCAGUACAAAACUAGUUUUCUGAAAAUCCAAAAUCUUCUCGUAUCUUCCCUCUUAAAGUUGUUUUACACUGUUAAAGCCUAUAAAGUCUGCAGGUAUAUUUUUUCAUAUUAUUAAUCAAAAAGUAAAUCCUAAGUGUUGAGUCCAGGUUCUUUCCAAGUUUCAUGGAGCAGCUCAUGUGUAUAGUGUAGAAAAAAUGGCAUCUUUCCCACUUGUUUCAAAUGACAGACUAUUAGUUAGUCACAAGAAAUGGAACCCCCAUAUUGCUAAUUCUCAGUCUUUAAGGUGUUUCAAGAAUCAAGUUUGUUCAUUUCCCAAUUCUUGUUUUACUUCAAGAUUCUGUAUAUCUCAGCUUAUAUACAAGAAAUGGAAGACCCAUAUUGGAAAUUUUGAAUCUUUAAGGAUAUUAAAGAAUCAAUGCUCAUUACUCAAUUCUUGUUUUUGUAAAUCUCAAAGUAGAGUAUUGCUUUGUAGUACUGGGGUUAAGUCAAUGAUAAAUGAGAAGGGAGAUAUAGAAACUCAUUUGAACAAAACAGACAGUAAUAAUAUUCAUAGGAAGUUUUCGUUGAGAUUGAAAUCAAGGUUAAGAUUAUUGUCUAGAAGGUUAAAAAGGGCGUCUGUUAAAUCAAUGUUAAAUGAUUUUGGGAAGUUUCUGAGGAAGAAUACUAGAAAAGUGACACUGUCAACUUCAAUUUCAGUGGUAUUGGGCUUGUGUUGUUUGUUUCUAAGAUUGACAGCAACUCCUUCUCCAAAGGUUGUUCCAUAUUCAGACUUGAUUACCAGUCUUCAGGGAGGAUCUGUAACAAAGGUUCAAUUUGAGGAAGGCACACGGCGUAUUUACUACAAUACAAACUUGUUGAGUCUUAAAAAUGCUCAGACAAGUGAAGAUAGUUCUGUAGUUCCUGCUGAAAGCACGAGCAUCGUUGAAGAAAGUAAAGAUAUAGAUAGCAACAAAGGUGGCAAGAAUGUGUUCAGUAAAAUAUCAAAAGCCCAUGGUUCUACCCCUUUAUGGCAGUUUAGUACAAGGAAGAUUGAUCAUGAUGAAGGAUACCUUCUUAGUCUAAUGAGGGAAAAAGGAACAGCAUAUGGCUCAGCCCCACAAUCAGCACUUAUGUCACUUAGGAGCUUAUUAAUUACUAUGUUAUCUUUAUGGAUUCCUUUGACUCCGAUAAUGUGGCUUCUCUAUCGUCAACUUUCUGCUGCCAAUAGCCCUGCUAGAAAAAGAAGGCCAAGUAACCAGGUGGUUGGCUUUAAUGAUGUGGAGGGUGUGGAUGCUGCAAAAUUGGAACUUAUGGAGAUAGUGUUGUGCCUGCAAGGAGCUAUAAACUUCAGUAAACUAGGGGCAAAGUUACCAAGAGGUGUACUGCUUGUAGGUCCACCAGGGACUGGAAAGACACUGUUAGCUCGUGCUGUGGCAGGAGAAGCAGGAGUACCCUUUUUUUCUGUUUCAGCUAGUGAAUUUGUUGAAAUGUUUGUUGGAAGAGGUGCAGCUCGCGUUAGAGACCUUUUCAGCGUAGCAAGAAGGAAUGCUCCUUCAAUCAUUUUCAUUGAUGAACUUGAUGCUGUCGGAGGAAAGCGUGGAAGGAGUUUCAAUGAUGAAAGAGACCAAACUUUGAAUCAGCUGCUUACGGAGAUGGACGGCUUUGAAUCGGACUUGAGUAUCAUUGUAGUUGCUGCAACUAAUAGACCAGAAGCUCUAGAUCCAGCACUAUGUCGGCCUGGACGCUUCUCCAGGAAAAUCUUAGUUGGGGAACCAGAUGAAGAUGGGAGGAGAAAGAUCCUGGCUGUACACUUACGAGACGUGCCCCUUGAGGAGGACCUGGAGCUUGUCUGUAACCUGGUUGCAUCUCUUACCCACGGCUUCGUAGGUGCUGACCUUGCUAACAUUGUAAAUGAAGCUGCUUUGCUUGCUGCUCGCAGAGGAGCUGAUUGUGUCUCAAGGGAAGAUAUAAUGGAAGCCAUUGAAAGAGCAAAAUUUGGGAUUAAUGACAAGCAGUACACACAAAGUGCAAUAGGCAAGGAACUGGAGAAACUGUUCCCUUGGGUUCCUUCUUUCAUGAGGAAGAACAGUACAAGAAGUGAUGCAAUACAAGGACCUUUGGGAUAUCAAGCACUCGGCUGAGAUGUAUGCUCUCAUCUUCUUGUUUGUAGAAUGUUUUUUUACACAUGAUCAAGAGUAAUGCUAUGGAAGAGAUGCUCAGUGAUUAUUCAUAUUGCCGAUCUCAACUUGUUCGGGAUUGAGAUAUAGUAUCGAGAGUGCGAAAACUUAAAUCAUGAAAGUUUUUGUCUGCGGUUAAUAGAGAAUUAUUUGGAUAAAGAUUUUUAUUUUUUAUUUCA